AUGGCGAGCUCGUGGAUGCUGCUGCUGGCGGUGCUGGGGGGAGCCUGCGCCCUCCCCGCCCCGGAGCCCUUCGCCUACACCCAGGCGCUGGCCCAGGCUGUGAAUUCCUACAACCAGCGCCCAGAGGUGAAGAAUGCCUUCAGGCUGCUCAGCGCCGAGCCCCAGCCCGAGCCGGGCGUGGAGCUGAGCUCGCUGCAGGCAUUCAACUUCAGCAUGAUGGAGACGGAGUGUGCCGCCAGCGCCCGCAGCGACCCCGAGGACUGCGCCUUCAAGGAGAACGGGGUCAUCCUGGAGUGCUUGGGGACUGUGAAGAUGCAGCAGGAAUCCCCCGAGGUCGACGUGAGCUGUUCGGAAUCCUCCUCCGACCUGGGUCUGGUCGAGCGUGGUGGCUUCGGACGAUUGGCGCCCAAGAUAAAUGUCAGAGGGAGUGUGUGCUUGAUCUGCGCGAAAUGGGGAAACUGA
Catharus ustulatus (Swainson's thrush) is the source of this 462-nucleotide messenger RNA. RefSeq names its product cathelicidin-2-like. The transcript has 4 exons. The coding region runs from base 1 to 462 and encodes 153 amino acids. Lineage: Eukaryota; Metazoa; Chordata; Aves; Passeriformes; Turdidae. Gene Ontology annotation, molecular function: lipopolysaccharide binding. Gene Ontology annotation, cellular component: extracellular region. Gene Ontology annotation, biological process: antimicrobial humoral immune response mediated by antimicrobial peptide; defense response to Gram-positive bacterium; innate immune response. The record is from RefSeq and is a predicted model, not a curated record.